AGACGUUUUGUAGAUAUUCAAUGGAUCUCCUCAUUGCUUCUUAUAUCAGAUGAUGUAAAUUUUGCUUCGGAUUUGUCUGAUUUUCGUCAUCGUCACAACAUUAGAAUCAUUUUGGUACAUAGAGGUCAUGCUCAUCAAUCACUUCUUGCUUGUGCUCAUGAACAUUAUGAUUUCUUCAGCAUCACUCUUAACUUGCCAUCAAGAAGUCCUGUAAAGUCAUCUGACAACCGUCCAAUUGAAUUGGAAGUGACAGAUUUGCCAUCACAUAAAAGAGGAAGACAAAUCAAAAACCUUCUUCGAAAAUUAUCAGAUAAUUGUGGAGGGAAAGUAGUUAGUGUAAAUGGAACUACAGCUAUUAUUCGAUUUGCUAAUCCAGAAGCUGCUGAAAGAGCUCAGAAACGGAUGGAUAAAGAAAAUGUUUUUGGCAGUAGAAUAUCUGUUAACUUCCGUUCCAAAAGUGAUCUUGAAUGUAGAGACUUUCCUCCUCGAAAUCAAAAUAAAGAUUCAAGUAAUGAAGCAUCUGUCAGCAGUUGUAGUAGCCGUGACUCUUCUGUUUCUCCGUCAUGUGAAAGAGAAGAAUAUAACUUAAAAUAUGACCAAAAUUCAGCUACACGAAGAAAAUUUGAUUUUCCACCACCUCCCUUGUUAAAUAGCCAAAACUACCCGGCAUUAUUAAGAGCAACACAAAGCGAAACAUUUUCAUCACGAAAGCUUGCUGAAAAUUCACAUUUUUAUUGUAAUGUGGGUAUGGACAAAAUAAAAGAGAGUAAACGUCUUGCAUCAGAUUGGGAAAAUAUGACGCCUUUUUAUCAGUCUCAAAAUAAAAAUCAAGAUAUAUCGGCAUUUGCUUCAUUUAAUAAGGAUCAGGAUUUUAAUCUGAAAGCUAAUAAGUAUUGUCAGAAAAACGUGGGUAGAGUUUCACCAUUUCUCAUGCAAGAUUAUAAUCUGAACACCACCAGAAAUUUUACAGUUCCUGCGAAUGAGCCAUGUAAUGUUUGGCAAAAUUCUAGUCAUGCUGAUGUCUCUAAUACAUUUCUAUGCUAUCCUAAUCAUGAACAUUCUGGCUUAUCUCGCAAACCUUCUGUAUCUGUUAGCGAUAUUCAGAGGAUAAGUGAUCCUGUAACUCAUUCAUCUCAGUGGAAUGGAGCAUCACUGCAUGCUGAUUUAAAUCAAACCGUACCGAGAAAUAAUUCAGUACCUGAUGGAUCACGGUUUGUUGAAUUAAAUGUUUCAAAUUUAGAUUCUUCAUUUGAAGUAAAUGAAAUGAAAAAAAUAUUGCUGUCUACAUUCAGCGAGUAUGUAAUGGUAAGUAUAAGGAGGUCAUCUUUUAUUUUCUGUGUUUAGAUUAGGUCUU
Stegodyphus dumicola is the source of this 1354-nucleotide messenger RNA. It is a transcript of the gene Marf1, whose product is annotated as meiosis regulator and mRNA stability factor 1-like protein. Gene Ontology annotation, biological process: regulation of gene expression. The record is from RefSeq and is a predicted model, not a curated record. Lineage: Eukaryota; Metazoa; Arthropoda; Arachnida; Araneae; Eresidae. Gene Ontology annotation, cellular component: cytoplasm; peroxisome. Gene Ontology annotation, molecular function: RNA nuclease activity; nucleic acid binding; CCR4-NOT complex binding.